GAUCCGGUUUGGGCCCCGCGGGCUGCCGUAGCGUCUCCUCCCGCGUCCCCGUACCGCCUCCGCCCGGCAGUCGCUGUCCAGAUCGGGCCGGACGGCGGGAUGGCGGCCCAGAAGAUCAACGAGGCGCUGGAGCACAUCGCCAAGGCGGAGAAGCAUCUGAAAACGGGGUUUUUCAAAUGGAAGCCGGAUUAUGACAGUGCUGCUUCUGAGUACGGGAAAGCAGCUGUUGCUUUCAAAAAUGCCAAACAGUUCGACCAGGCGAAAGAUGCCUGCCUCAGGGAGGCCGCAGCCCAUGAGAAUAACAGGGCCCUUUUCCAUGCUGCCAAAGCUUACGAGCAAGCUGGCAUGAUGUUAAAGGAGAUGCAGAAGCUGCCCGAGGCUGUCCAGCUGAUCGAGAAAGCCAGCAUGAUGUACCUGGAGAACGGCACCCCGGACACGGCCGCCAUGGCCUUGGAGCGAGCAGGAAAGCUUAUUGAAAAUGUAGAUCCAGAAAAGGCCGUACAGUUAUAUCAACAGACAGCUAAUGUGUUUGAGAAUGAGGAACGCUUACGACAGGCAGUUGAAUUGCUGGGAAAAGCCUCCAGACUCUUGGUCCGAGGACGCAGGUUUGAUGAGGCAGCACUGUCUAUACAGAAAGAAAAAAAUAUCUAUAAGGAAAUUGAGAACUACGCUACUUGUUAUAAGAAAACAAUCGCACAGGUCUUGGUGCAUCUGCACAGGAGUGACUACGUGGCGGCAGAGAGAUGCGUCAGGGAGAGCUACAGCAUCCCAGGGUUCAAUGGGAGUGAAGACUGUGCCGCUCUCGAGCAGCUUCUGGAAGGGUAUGACCAGCAGGACCAAGACCAGGUCUCGGAUGUCUGCAACUCACCUCUCUUCAAGUACAUGGACAAUGACUACGCGAAGCUGGGACUGAGUUUGGUGGUGCCAGGUGGGGGAGUGAAGAAGAAGGCAGCCCCAGCACCGCAGGCCAACAGUGAAGGCGCUGCAGCCGCCCCUGCCGAGGAAGAUGAAGAUGAAUACGCAGGGGGAUUGUGCUAGGGUCCUGUUCUGUGGAAAUCAACACAGGAUCCUGAGGUGCCAUUCGUGGACUUGUCUAAGGGCGUCUCUCUGGACUUCAUGGCGGUCAUGGGUUUGAAUGCUAAAAAAGAUGGAUUUUUAGUUUCCAUUUCCUUGUAUUCACCCAUGGGACCGUCCCCGACCUGUGAAGCAUUUUCCCCCUUUCUUGACAGAGGGGGCCUUUUCCGAGACAGCAGACGGAACUGACAGAAAAUAAUUCCUGAUCCAUUUGAAUUCAGCUGAUUUUAAAAUUGGCAAGCCAAAUUCUAUACCUCCUGCAUUCUUUAAAAAAUAUGUAUUUCCCCCCUUUAGGGUCUUAUAAUUUAUUGUUAGAGAAUUUAUUUGCCUUUAAUAAUUGCUGCUAAAGUGAAGCUAAGCUAUGGGUUUAAAAAAAAUAGUGUUUACAAAAUGGGCUUGAUUUGGGUGCCAGAGGGAUAGUCCCGGGUGAAAGCAUUCGCUUGUCUUGCUUGCAGUUGAUUCUGAUUCUGUCCUGAACCCAGACCCUCUCGGGACUGAUCCUUGAGCACAGAACCAGAAGUAAAACCUGAGCACAGCUCAGUGUGGCUCAAAAACCAAAAUCUAAUUUUUUUUUAUUUGAAAAGACAUCCCUGACCCCCACAACCUGCCCCUGGACCAACCCCACACCCCACCCCACGCCUUCAUGAUAAUCAGAUUUAUUUCAGUUAUUGAAUCUUUUCAGAGGUGAGAUUGGGACAGGACUAGAUGCUAUUUUGAAACUUUUUCAGUCCAAUAAAAGAUGCACACAAAUCCUAUAUGUAAGUCUGAAAAUUUUGGAGGUGUAUAGUAAAGUGCUUGUGUAAAUGUCUUCCAUUCUCUCAAAAGUAAGGAUAUUUUUUUCCACACACAAAAUAGUCAAUGUCUCCAGCUCACAUGAUUCAUGUUAAAAGGGAAAAAAAGAGGACCAUUUUCAUUUUUAUGUAUUCUAAUGAACAGGUAAUGUUUCCAUCAGUGAAAUAUAAUAUAGUCACAUUUUUUUCCUUCAAAAUAAUUAUUUUAUUUAUUUUGAAUUUGUAACUGGAUAAUAACUUGACCUGCGAAAUGCUAUAUCCUGCAAAAAUGUAGCAGAAGGAGAAUUGUCUUUGACAGAUAUGUAUAUUUGAAAUAUUGCGCUGUCACAAUUUUAAUCCUUUUAUAGAGCCUUCCUCUGUUUAGGCUGUUAAAAGGCUGUUUACUGAGGUGUUCCUCACAUAAGUGUGGCUCCCAUAGACUCGCCUCACAGUCUCUGAGUCGGAAAGAGGCAUAGCACUGGUGGUGUGCUUUCCACAGUGGCUGCAGCCCAAGUGGCUUCCUGUGGCUUCCUGUGUGUGCACGGCUACCUCUUGGGUAUGCAGACUAUGCGUGCUUCACUUGGCUAGACUUCCUGCCAACAACACCAAGUAGAUCAUCAUGGGUGCUGUCGGCACAGCCGGUCCCCAAGCAAGCCUGGACAGAGCCUGCAUUGGCACACCUGCUUGGCUGGGCCGGUGUUAGGAUAGAAAUCUUCAUUCUGAUACAUUGCAUUUACACUGAUACAUGGCAUUCUUAAUAGUUCUGGGGGUGGCACUCGUUUUCAACCAUUGUUUGGAGAUCAACCGUGAACAAUUUCGAUAUAGCUCGAUUUAGGCUUUUGUAUUUAGAGACAUAAUAAUGUUUCGGAAAUCUCAUCAUUGCUAUUCCGCCUGUGAUUCUUUCAGAAACUCUAGGACUCUUGCAUUGAUUUGGCAGUACUGAAAAGAUUUCUUAGACUAUUUGCUGUUGUUAUCCCCCAUUACAGAUGUGGACUUUUUUUCUUUUAAACUUUUACUACAUAUCUGUAAAAAACCCAAUAAAGCUGAGUGAUUCCGAGCCUUAAACUCCAUAAAAGACUUUGUGCAAGUGCAGCCUCUCUCCCUGCUUGCAGGGCCUGUGGGUGUUCACUAUCAGGUUAUACUAUGUCCAGCAAAGAACACUUGCUCCCUGUUUAUGCAUUUAUUUUUCCACUUAAGUCCUUUAUCCUGAGAAAGUAUUGUCAGAAGUGGAAAACUUGGUGUUUACAACAGGAAAAGUUGUUUUCCAGAACUCGUAUUAAUCACUUUUACCAAAGUGAAAAUCUGCAUGAAUAUGCUCAGAAUCUAAUAUUCAAUGUUCUAUUAUAUUGUAAGUGAAGCCAGUCUACAGAAUAUAUUUAAUAUAUUGAAUUUAUUUGUACAUAUGCAGAGUAAGGCAUUUGUGUAUGGACUCUGGGCUUCAUUCUUAUUUUUUUCCAGCUCUUUUGAUGAAUAGAAUGUUAAAUAUGUUAUAGAAGUGCAGACUGUUGCUUCUAUAGGGAGAUAAUUAUGAAAAUAAAAUGUGAACCUAUGUGAA
Messenger RNA from Sorex fumeus (smoky shrew), 3399 nucleotides. It is a transcript of the gene NAPG, whose product is annotated as NSF attachment protein gamma. Gene Ontology annotation, cellular component: vacuolar membrane; SNARE complex. The record is from RefSeq and is a predicted model, not a curated record. Gene Ontology annotation, molecular function: syntaxin binding; soluble NSF attachment protein activity. The transcript is spliced from 12 exons. The coding region runs from base 100 to 1038 and encodes 312 amino acids. Gene Ontology annotation, biological process: intracellular protein transport. NCBI's taxonomy places the organism in Eukaryota, Metazoa, Chordata, Mammalia, Eulipotyphla, Soricidae.